UCGUCUCCGAGCUUCCAAGCGACACUUCUUUUCCUCUCUGAUCGCGCUCCAAAGCGAGGGCGCUCAUCUCCCGAGCCGCCAGCCAAGCUGGCCACCAAGUGCUACCGCCACUGCACGGCCUACCGACCGCCGCCGCGCCUCUCUCGCGUCAUCUCCACCGCCGCGCCGUCAUGCCCACCUCCAUCCCAUCCGUCUCAAGCCCUCGGCCUCCUCCUGGCCGGUCACCCGCACCCUGCCGUCGCCCAGUUCCCGCGCGCCGGCUUCUCCCACCUCGCCGACACCCCGCUCCUCGCGCGCGCCAUCCACGGGCUCGUCCUCCGCCGCGCGCUGCCGCUCAGCUCCUUCCAUGGCAACACCCUCCUCGCCUUCUACUUCCGCCGGGGUCGGUCCUCCGCGGACGCCGCGCUCCACCUGUUCGACGCAAUGCCGGACGACCACCGGACCCCGUCUUCCUGGUACACCGCCAUCUCCGGCUGCGUCCGGUGCGGCCGCGACUCCACGGCGUUUAGCAUGCUGCGGGGCAUGCGCGAGCGCGGGGUCCCACUCAGCGGGUUUGCGCUCGCCAGCCUCGUCACUGCCUGCGAGCGCUGGGAAGAGGGACGCGCAUGCGGGGCCGCUAUCCACGCACUCACACAAAAGGCUGGACUCAUGGUUAAUGUGUACAUCGGGACAGCGCUCCUGCACCUUUACGGCUCACAGAAGCACGUGCUGGACGCGCAGAGGUUGUUCUGGGAGAUGCCCGAGCGAAAUGUCGUGUCAUGGACGGCGCUGAUGGUGGCUUUGUCGUCGAAUGGGCACCUGGAAGAGGCAUUGGGAUAUUAUCGCCGGAUGAGGCGGGAACGCAUCGCGUGCAAUGCAAAUGCGUUUGCGACGGUGGUCAGCUUGUGUGGGUCUCUCGAGGAUGAGGUGGCCGGGCUCCAGGUGUUUUCCCAUGUCAUAGUUUCUGGCCUACAAAGGCAAGUCUCUGUAGCAAAUUCACUGAUUAGCAUGCUUGGGAACUUGGGAAGGGUGCAUGAUGCUGAGAAGCUCUUUUAUCGAAUGGAGGAACGUGACACAGUAUCCUGGAAUGCUCUUGUAUCGAUGUACUCACACGAAGGACUUUGCAGCAAAAGCUUUCGGGUAUUUUCAGAUAUGCGCCGUGGAGGAUUGUUAAGGCAUGAUGCAACUACUUUGUGCAGCCUGAUAUCUGUUUGUGCCUCUUCAGAUUAUGUCAGCUAUGGAAGCGGAGUUCAUUCCCUUUGUCUCAGGACUGGUCUACAUUCUUAUAUUCCCGUCGUUAAUGCCCUGGUUAAUAUGUAUUCUUCUGCUGGAAAGUUGGCUGAUGCCGAAUUUCUGUUCUGGAACAUGAGCAGAAGGGAUCUCAUAUCGUGGAAUACUAUGAUUUCGUCCUAUGUGCAGAAUGGUAAUAACAUGGAUGCGUUGAAGACGCUAGGUCAGUUACUUCAUACUAAUGAAGGUCCAGAUCGCAUGACAUUUUCCAGUGCUCUAGGAGCAUGUUCAAGUCCAGGAGCGUUGAUGGAUGGUAGAAUGGUUCAUGCCAUGACAUUGCAGUUAAGUCUUCACCACAAUUUACUGGUUGGUAAUUCUCUCAUCACGAUGUAUGGGAAAUGCAAUUCCAUCGAAGAUGCUGAGAGAAUAUUUCAGUUGAUGCCAAAUCAUGAUGUUGUUAGUUGCAACAUACUUAUUGGUAGCUAUGCUGUGCUUGAGGAUGGUACCAAGGCAAUGCAAGUAUUUUUUUGGAUGAGACGUGGUGAAGUAAAGCUGAAUUACAUAACAAUAGUAAAUAUCCUAGGUUCAUUCACAUCUUCAAAUGAUUUGCGUAAUUAUGGAUUGCCCCUGCACGCAUACACAAUACAUGCUGGAUUCUUAUCAGAUGACUAUGUUAGUAACUCUCUAAUAACGAUGUAUGCAAAGUGUGGUGAUUUGGAAUCAAGCAAUAAUGUAUUCCAAAGAAUCAUCAACAGAAGUGUUGUUUCCUGGAAUGCUAUGAUAGCAGCGAAUGUUCAACAUGGCCAUGGAGAGGAAUCCCUAAAGCUCUUCAUGGAUAUGCGGCAUGAUGGAAACGGUCUUGAUCACAUUUGUCUAGCUGAAUGUAUGUCUUCCAGUGCAAGCUUGGCAUCACUAGAAGAAGGCAUGCAGCUACACGGUCUUGGUCUGAAGUGUGGGCUGGGCAAUGACAGUCAUGUGGUUAAUGCUGCAAUGGAUAUGUACGGGAAAUGUGGGAAGAUGGAUGAAAUGUUGAAAAUGCUUCCUGAUCCUGCCAUUCGACCUCAGCAGUGCUGGAAUACAUUGAUAUCAGGCUAUGCAAGAUAUGGAUAUUUCAAGGAAGCUGAGGAGACAUUUAAGCAUAUGAUUUCGGUGGGGCGAACACCAGAUUAUGUAACAUUUGUCACUCUCCUCUCAGCUUGUAGUCAUGCUGGUCUAGUAGACAAGGGUAUUGAUUACUAUAAUUCUAUGUCUUCUGUAUUUGGUGUCUCCCCUGGAAUAAAGCACUGCGUUUGCAUUGUUGAUAUCCUUGGGCGUUUAGGGCGAUUUGCCGAGGCAGAGAAAUUCAUUGAAGACAUGCCAGUCUUACCAAAUGAUCUAAUAUGGCGGAGUUUGUUGUCCUCCAGUAGAACUCACAAAAAUCUGGAUAUUGGGAGGAAAGCCGCGAAGAGACUCCUUGAAUUGGAUCCUUUUGAUGACUCAGCUUAUGUUCUUCUGUCGAACUUAUAUGCUACAAGUGCAAGAUGGUCGGAUGUUGACAGAGUAAGAAGUCACAUGAAGACCAUCAAUUUAAAUAAAAUACCUGCUUGCAGCUGGCUUAAGCAGAAGAAAGAAGUAAGCACCUUUGGUAUUGGUGAUCAUAGUCAUAAGCAUGCAGAUAAGAUCUACAUGAAACUAGAUGAAAUCUUGCUGAAGCUCAGGGAGGUAGGUUAUGUUGCUGAUACCUCAUCUGCACUGCAUGACACGGAUGAGGAGCAAAAAGAGCAGAAUCUUUGGAACCACAGCGAGAAGCUUGCAUUGGCAUAUGGCCUUAUCACUGUUCCUGAAGGAUGUACAGUAAGGAUAUUCAAGAAUCUCAGGGUCUGUGCAGACUGCCAUUUGGUAUUUAAGCUGGUCAGCAUGGUAUUUGACCGGGAAAUUGUGCUGAGAGAUCCCUAUAGGUUCCACCAUUUCAAAGGCGGCUCAUGCUCCUGUUCAGAUUUUUGGUGAGAUAGAUCAAUGUGUAAAUUGUAUAGACUACAGAGAUAAGUGGUGGAGCAAAAAAGAAUUAUUUCAGUGGGCACGUCUACAAUUAUGAACCUACAAGAUGAGUUCUAUGCUCAAAAUCUCAAUAUUGCCACUAAAUGCUGUUGCCAACCUGUUUGAUCAUGGUUCUUGGUCCAAAUUAAUAGUGAUAUAUGGAAUCCGAAGAAGCAAAGCUCUUAAAGAAAUAUCUAAUAGGACUGACACAGCCAACACAGAUGCAGGUUAAGAUUACCAUUUAUCACUUUGAUGAUUAGUAAAAAAGUGCAUCAGGGAUCCGCUCGUGUUCUAUUUAUAACCAAUUAUCAUCUGGAGUCAACCAGCAGUAGAAGAUUCAUGACAUGAUAUUUUGUGCAUCUACUGAACAUGAGCACUGCAUCAUAUCCCAACCAUAUCUUGCCGCAAUUGAAUUCAUCUGGUGUGAUCAACUUCCUGGGAGCUUUCCAGAUAGCCAUUGGAUGCAGAACCAGAAUGAUUGUCCCAGAUGCCUUUUAUUUGUCAGAGAAGACUUUUUGGUUAUUUAGGCUAUUACUGUUCUCUGGUUCAGACAAAAUUCAAGGGUACUGGUUGCUCGCAUUUCACCACUGUUUUGCUGUUCUUCUGGUUCCUAGUACCUGCUCUAUGUGAUUCAGGUCAGAGAAAGAGGGAAGAAACAAAGGAUGCCGAAAUCAUCCUUCUGUUUAUCACACAUGCAUUCCAGCCGGGGACACGUGAGAAGGUACCUAUCAGCGGCCUUUUUUCCCCAUACGACACAAAAUUGUUUUGGGUUCCACUAUUUAAGAGGAUGGAACAAAAUAGAUCCAGGUUCAAAAACAAAACAAAAAGAUCGGUGAAGCAGUUCUGCACAUAUAUGUUAUGCCGAGGACUAAUAACACACAGAGGAACUUGCCGUUACAAAUGACUAAAGGAUGCUGAACAACUAGAAAACAGACAGAUCCCAGCUACCAUUUUUCCAACAGAGGAGCAACCUGGCAGCCACCAACAUUGUUUCAACCGGAUCCAGGAAAGAGGUCUCCAUCUUCAGAAUCACCUGCCGCGUAAUGGUCCUCCAUUCGGCGCUGCACUAUUGUCACCUUUGAUCAUCCUUGUCCUACAUCCUAGAGUUUAGCUGCACGAGCCUGCUGCAUAGUAUCUUUUUCUUCUCCAGUCUAUAAACCUGCCCAGCAUUUUAGGACGCAGCAAGCAUAACAAAUCAGCUCAGCAGUUGAUAUUAUGGGCUUCUUUCCAAUUUCCAAAGCAUGCUUGUUUCUGAGUUUCCAAGUAGCGCAACAUAGAUUAGCCAAACUCACUAUAUUUAAAUUACAUCUGCCCAGCAAAAAGGAAGAGAUCCACCUGUGCCCGGUAAUACUGAUUAAAUCUAAUAGGGCCACCCAUCCCUAAAUGAACUUAAGCUGCCCCCACACUCAAACAACAGAUGAUUUCUCCUCUGUUACUGGGAGAUUGUUCCCUGUUUCAUUUUCAACUUAGCUGCCCCCACACUCAAAAGAAUGGAUUCUUCUUCGAAGCAGAAUCUACAGAUGUCAUCACCCAUGUUAUCCUUGGUAGCAAUGGCAGAUCAACCAGAGCCUUAAUUGCACAGAGCAGAGAGUACUCCCAAGAGCCAGUAGCACCUAUCAGCGGCCGGCCAUGGUCGCCUCGGAGGAAGUAAUUGACCGCCUUAACUUGGUUUGACACCUCUGCUAGUAGCUUGCUGCUUGAGGCUCUGUUUGUUUGGAGUUCUGCUUCAGCUUUUGGUGCUUUUAGCACUUUUGAGAUUGCUAGAAGCACCACAAGCUGAAGCAGAAGCCCAAACAAACAGGUCCUAACUCCACUACUACUGUGCCUUGCGUGCAGCGGUGGCAGUAGUACAACACACGCCUUCCCCAUUACCGUGUCAACAAUCAAUGCCUGUGGCCUGCCUAGUCGAUCGCAUCGCCGGGUUUGCUUCAGCGGGCAGUAAUCUAACUAAUCAGUGGGUGGUGCAGUGGUGGCACCGGCCGGCGCUGCCGCGCUCGCAUUUACGCGGCGUGUCCUGGUUGGGCGGUUCAUGUACUAUGUACUCCAACUGUAGAUAUGUGUAGUCUUCGCUCGAUUCCUCCAAUUUAGAGCCGGUCAGGUGGACUCUACUCUUCUGUCGAGCGUUUUUUCCUUCUGUACUGUAGUUCUGUUGCAGUUUUUUGCAAUGAUGUGCUGUUCUGAGAUGAGCUUUUUUUUAGUUCUUUUUUAAACCUCUGAGAUUUUAGAGGAACAGCGUGCUUAUAUAUGUUAAAAAUAUGAAAAUGGAACAUCAUGCUUAUGUCAUAA
Messenger RNA from Brachypodium distachyon (stiff brome), 5511 nucleotides. RefSeq names its product pentatricopeptide repeat-containing protein At3g24000, mitochondrial. The coding region runs from base 424 to 3195 and encodes 923 amino acids. The record is from RefSeq and is a predicted model, not a curated record. The transcript is spliced from 4 exons. Gene Ontology annotation, molecular function: zinc ion binding; RNA binding; protein binding. NCBI's taxonomy places the organism in Eukaryota, Viridiplantae, Streptophyta, Magnoliopsida, Poales, Poaceae. Gene Ontology annotation, biological process: RNA modification.